Amyelois transitella is the source of this 1510-nucleotide messenger RNA. RefSeq names its product unconventional prefoldin RPB5 interactor (gene uri). The record is from RefSeq and is a predicted model, not a curated record. The transcript has 4 exons. Gene Ontology annotation, molecular function: transcription corepressor activity; chromatin binding; phosphatase inhibitor activity. The coding region runs from base 135 to 1490 and encodes 451 amino acids. NCBI's taxonomy places the organism in Eukaryota, Metazoa, Arthropoda, Insecta, Lepidoptera, Pyralidae. Gene Ontology annotation, biological process: negative regulation of phosphatase activity; negative regulation of transcription by RNA polymerase II.
UGUUCGGUUUGUUUUGUUGAUGUUAUCAUAAUUAAUCACGUCGUGAUUAUAUUAUAAGGUUAAGUUUUAUAGUUUCUUUAUACAGAUAAUUUUUAAGUUAAAGCUCGUAAAGCUAACUAAUAAGAGAACUUGAAAUGAAUAUUCUCAACGAAGCUUAUCAGAAGUGUGUGUCGAAUAAUGAAAGGAACCUGCGCUUCUGGGAAGAAUAUGUUAACAGUUUGAGCUCGCUAGACUUCAGUGUGUUCAGUGACAGGUUAACUGUGCCUGCACUGGUCCCUAUCGGCAACCGUAUCUUCUUCAGAGGCGAACUGAAACAUACCAACGAGGUGACAGUGGCUCUUGGUGCAGAUUACUUUGUGAAAUGUUCCUUGAAACAGGCUGAGGUGCUGAGGCAACAUAGAAUCAAAGAUGCACAAUCUAAACUGGAAAUUUACAGAAAAGAAAAAGAAUAUCUUGAAAAUCAGCUAUCAUUUAGCAAGGAAAAUGUUUAUGAUAACUUGGGACAAGAGAUAGUGGAGAUGUGUACAGAAGAGGAGGAUAGAGUAUGGAGAGAAAAGCACAGAGAAAACAUGAGACAGUAUAAAUUAAAUAGUAAAGUAGAGUAUGAAACAUCAGCUGCUGAAGUAAUAGAUGAAGAACUGUGGAAUAGAUUAGAGGAAUUGGAAUUGCAGGAAGAACUAGAAAAUGAAUUGUCUAAUGUUAAAAGUGAUGCAUAUUUAGAACAUGAAAAGAAUAUCAAUACAUUUAUUGUCCCAGAACCAGAUGUGCCACAAGUAAAAAAAGAUAAGGAAACAGAAAAUUCUAAAAGAAAGUCACAAGAAAUUACAACUUCACCACAAACAUCAAAAUUUGAAUUGCUACAGCAUGUAAUUGAAAAACAAAAUGAACUGGAACAUAAAUUAAAUGAAUUGAGAUUCAAAGAGAAAAAUCAAACGAAAACUGAAGAAGAAUUAUUAUCACGGUUGGAUGAAAUGGAAGAAUUGGAUGAAUUAGAAGAUGAAAUGGACCGAUUAGAAGAUAUCUUGCAAACUGAAGAUGUAGAAAGUACAGAUGAAGAUUCAUCAUCGAGGCAGUCUUCAAUAACUAAAAGAGGGGUCACUUUUGCUGAUGAAGAUGAUGAUGAAACCGUAGAAAUAAUUUAUAAACACAGUGCUGUUGAACCUUCCACUGAACCAUAUGAUCCAGAUAAAGGAAUAACAAAACCCAGUGACAUUUACGAAGCAUAUUCAAAUCUUUUUAAAGAAACUACAUCCAUACUAAAGAAAACAAAGUAUGAAAAUAAUGAAAAUGUAGUAGAAAAGACAAAAACAAAGAAUUUGAAAAAUGUUAAAACUGUUAAUGAAUCUGAUAGUUAUGAUUUCAAUGAUGUGAAUAGAACUAUAGUAAUUAAGGAUAUUAUUGAAAAAUCUGAUGGAAAUGUAUUGAAACAAGAAAAUAGUGAAAGUAGACCUAUCAGUCUCUUCAAAAAACAAAGACUUCAAAAGAAAUAAAAUUUAUUUUUUAUACUGUC